AUGGUCAAAGAAAGCGUCGCGUCCGCCACCACUGCUGAGCGCCUGCGUGACGACUUGCCCGCCGGCCACGAGGUGCAUGAGUCUCUAGCCAACGCUCGGGAUGAGGCGCAGAAAGAGGCCGAGGCUUGGGAUGCCAAGUUAUCUGCCGACCUGGAGGCAGAGUGGGAGAAAAUAAAGGCGACCGUAGAGAAAACGUGCCAAGAGCGCUAUGAGGCGGAGUGCCUCAAUCGGGAUCUGGCUGAGUACCACAAGUUCGAGGUGGGAAAGAACCUUCAGGCUGACAUCGUGAUUGACACAGUGAUGAGUCAUUGA
Messenger RNA from Linum trigynum, 312 nucleotides. The record is from the annotation of a GenBank genome assembly. Lineage: Eukaryota; Viridiplantae; Streptophyta; Magnoliopsida; Malpighiales; Linaceae.